Molecule: messenger RNA, 746 nt
Organism: Drosophila grimshawi
Lineage: Eukaryota; Metazoa; Arthropoda; Insecta; Diptera; Drosophilidae
Gene: Sod1
Product: superoxide dismutase [Cu-Zn]
Exons: 2
Coding region: 112-573 (153 amino acids)
Biological process (GO): removal of superoxide radicals
Molecular function (GO): superoxide dismutase activity; copper ion binding
Source: RefSeq, a predicted model, not a curated record
CAACGUCGAAUAAGCCAUUCUGAUUCUCGCUCGCUUGGUGGUCGUCGCUGUCAAUAUACAUUUAGUUCUGGUGAAUUAGCAAAUACUUACAAAGAUAAUAAAUAUAUUAAAAUGGUUGUCAAAGCUGUAUGCGUUAUCAAUGGAGAUGCGAAGGGCACUGUUUUCUUUGAGCAAGAGUCGGAAAAUUGCCCCGUGAAAGUUAGCGGAGAGGUGACUGGUUUGGCGCAAGGCUUGCACGGCUUCCAUGUGCAUGAAUUUGGCGACAAUACAAACGGAUGCAUGUCGUCGGGGCCGCACUUUAAUCCUCACCAGAAGGAGCAUGGCGCACCAACCGAUGGCGUUCGUCAUCUAGGCGAUUUGGGCAACAUAACGGCUACUGGCAAUGGACCCACUCCGGUUAACAUCACCGAUAAAGAGAUCACGUUGUUUGGUGCCAACAGCAUUAUCGGACGCACAGUUGUCGUCCAUGCUGAUCCCGAUGAUUUGGGCAAGGGCGGCCACGAGCUGAGCAAGACAACUGGAAAUGCUGGCGCUCGCAUUGGCUGCGGUGUUAUUGGCAUUGCCAAAAUCUAAACGACUUGAGAAUCAAAAUACAUAUUAAUCCAGAAAUAUAUAUUUAAAUAUACUAUUCAUAUAUGAAAUGAAAUUAUCAUUCUAUUGAGUAUAAACAAGCAUAAAAGAUAUUUUUUCCUUGAUGUGUGUGGUAGUUUGCUUUAAGUCCAAAUAAAUGGUGUUAUCAAAUUGAA